AUGGUGCCAUCGGUUUUGGCAGAAUGGAUAGCAACCGUUGUGGUGCCUGACUCUGGAGUUGCAGCUUCAACGCUAGAAUCGAAAGGCUUGGCUGUACUCAAGGUUUGCGACUUGAAAAAAGCCACCAGCCAUUCAGCCCACACGCCGAUGGAAGCUCCUGGUACUCCCCAAUCAUCCAAUUCUUGCCAUCAGCCGCAACAACAAAAGGGGACUGCAAGCAACAGAAACCGACGCAACAAUUGUCACGGCGCAAACACAACAACAACACUGCACCAAGGCACUGCAGCGACACGUGGCAAUACUUCUAACAGUGGGCGGAAGCGCCCAGCACACCAAAUUAGCAGGAGUUCUGCUCCCAAUCCACAUACUAUGCCAUAUACUGCACUACUAGCGUAUUCAAAUUCUGGACUACCCUACCCGGGGUGUGGAGCAACUGCAACGACCGUGUUCGCUCCCUACGCUGUUAGCACAAACGGUACCGAUGGAACUGGUCCACAGUUUGGAUCCAUGCCACCCCACUACGAGUACCAAAAUUAUCUUCAACAACUACAUAACCCCUCGUUUGCAGCAGCUUCGUCACCCCCGAAUCCAAACCGGGCUUUGACCGGUGGUGUGGCAAACGGCCAACAACACAUUCCGAAUCCUCCCAACCGUGGAGCUGGGGCCAGUGGGAUUCAUUCUCAAAACACGGCACCGCCAGAUAGAAAUAGACCUGCCAGCGCUCCAGUAAAUGGCAACACAAACAAUGAGUCCAUAACUUGUGCUGGAGAUGGCAACGUGCCAAAGACGCCCCAAGAAUUUUCCUUUUUAAACCAACUAUUGGGAAUGGGCUUUCAAGAUCGCGAAGAAGUCAUGUUAGGUAUUCGACAAUCGAAUGCGUCCACUGCAGAUGAAAUAAUGAUGUGGAUCAUCCAGCAACGUGAGGAACGGGAGGAAGCACGCAAAAUGGACGAGGCUCGGUUUCGUAGUGAACAGUUGCGAAAAGACAAUGCAGAGAAACAGAAGCGGGCGUUUCAAGAGAGAUUGGAUGCUGCAAAAAGCCGAGAUGAUUUUCGCAACAUUUUUGGAAAGCACUCUUGGGUACUGGAUAAUCUCGAUGAUGCACAUUUCCGACGGCUAGUAUCGCGCCACAAGGAUGUACUAGUCAGGAUAGUGAAGCUCGAAUCCAGCACGCGUAAAUGGUACCAAGACAAAUUACCGACAUGUUACUUUAGAGAUUUGUGCCAUCGGAGCAAUCAACAAGCGGUAAGCGAAUUUGAUUCUUGGUUAAUUGGGGAAUGUGAUACGUUAGAAGCUGGUCUUUACAAACUGGAAUUUCAGCAAGGUGGGGUACCAAAGCUGUUUCUCCAAGCGCAAGAAAAUCAUCCCGAGUAUGGCGAGAGUGGAGAAAACGACGAGAGCGAUGACGAAAUCGUCUUUUGCGGGAUUCGGCAAUCUGAGGGUGUCAACUAA
This is a messenger RNA of Cylindrotheca closterium, 1452 nucleotides long. The record is from the annotation of a GenBank genome assembly. Lineage: Eukaryota; Bacillariophyta; Bacillariophyceae; Bacillariales; Bacillariaceae.